Beauveria bassiana ARSEF 2860 is the source of this 921-nucleotide messenger RNA. RefSeq names its product metallo-beta-lactamase superfamily protein. Bases 1 to 921 code for a protein of 306 amino acids. The record is from RefSeq and is a predicted model, not a curated record. The transcript is spliced from 3 exons. NCBI's taxonomy places the organism in Eukaryota, Fungi, Ascomycota, Sordariomycetes, Hypocreales, Cordycipitaceae.
AUGUCUUCAAGUACACAGAAAAGCCUGCCCGAGACGCAAAACGCUUCCUCUUUCGUUGAGCUACAUGUCUUCGGAAGCGGCCUGAUGGAGGCUUCGGCAUCACUCACAAUUGACGGCCACCGCGGGACUACCAAAUUCAACUCCUGGAGGUCUUUAGUCAUACACAAGUCAUCAAAUAUACAUCUUUGGUUUGACAUGGGGGUUUCUCAUGAUCUCUCUCAGUACCCUCCUGAAAUCCAAAGGAACCAGCAUUGCGUUUUCAAGGUGCAACCAGCGCCAAAUACAAUUCUCGAAGACGCAAAAUCGGUUGGUGUGGAUCCAAAGACUGUACAGUAUCUUAUACCAAGCCACGCCCACUGGGAUCACGUCUACCCGAUGGGAUCCUCGUUUCCAAACGCAAAGUUCCUCUGUGGCCCUGGAACCCUAAAGGCAGCUGCAAAGUCGUGGCCAGAUUAUCCUGACAGCUUCUUUGACGGUCGCAUAUGGAACCCAGAGAAAGCAGAGCUUCCCAUUGAGGAAAUUCCAACAGCAAAGGAGGCGCCCGCAAAAUGGUGUCGAAUCGGGCCUUUUGAGAAUGGUUACGAUUUCUUUGGGGAUGGGAGUUUCUGGCUGGUGCAGGCUCCAGGUCAUUUCCCAGGUAACUUGGCUGCGCUUGCUAGGACGAAGAAUAGAAACGGGGAAAGGCGAUGGGUUGUAUUGGGCGGUGAUUGCAUGCAUUGCUACGAUCUCGUCCACUACCCUGAAGCCCCCUUUGGGAAGGGUAUUAGUGUGACAGAGUCAGGCACCCUUCAUGAAGACGAGCCGGCUGCUCGAGAGACAAUCCGCAAGAUUGCGUCAUUGAGGAAGGCUUACGAUGGUGAGCUCUUCGUGUGGCCUGCUCAUGUUGACUGUCUGGAGGGUGUUUGGGAAUUCGAUGUCUAA